CCAGCUUUAUGCCGGAUGUUGCAUUGCCUUCAGACGACCCCAAACGAACAAGCGCACCACAGCCAACAUGUGGGACUGCGACGGAAAUGUUACUGCUGAGAUGUAAAUAAACAUCAAAAGAUCAUGUUAUCCUGCUCUAAUCAAAGCCCAAGUCUCAUUUUGGAGGCUCUUCGUAUUUUGACAACCCCGGAAAGACAAAGUCACACAGACUCUGCUUCAUCUGCAGACAAUGGAGAAAACCAAUUUGACCACCUGCUCCAAACUAAACUUCUGUCGCUCAAUAGAAAUCUGCAAUCUGACAAGUUCUCCUCGCUGCCAUGUUUGUCAGCCCUACAGACUCAGACAUCUCCGUCAGACACUGACAGGUCAGACGUCCGAUGGAAGUACACGUCUGCAUGUCUUCAUCUUCUGUUCCUGCUGCAGAAACAUCUGAUUCAGGCUACCAGAGAUUUCCAGGAAGAGAUGAAGAAGAACCCUCCAUCCAUGAAGACACCUCACCAAGUCCCCCCACUUUCUCCAGAUGUGCUCAGUAUCGAACAGGAGAAAACAGUCUUGACCACUCUGCAGUUCAUUGUCUGUCUUGGAAUUUGCCCACAUGUUGAUAAAGGUGUCGGAAUUCCUAUCGAGAGGAGAUCAGGAUUUGGAAAGCUUCUCAGUGGCAGCAAAUUGAUGGAAGUAUCGAGAAAAGAACGUUAUUCUAGGCUGGGAUUGUGUGGACGCAUUUUUGCAGCCUGUUUAAAUGUACCAUCUUUAUCAGCAUUAGUUCUUUCACGACAUCUCUGUGAUUUUUUAGCCAUUCUUCUUCAGCUGAACCACUUUACAGGGAUAUUUGAUGGUCAGAAGCGCAAUUUAAAUCCUUCCCUUCGUUCUGAAAAUCAGACUGUUAAUGUUGAAUCGAAUCAAAAUGACAAUACCAGCAAUUGUCCACCAAAGAGGACUGUGAGUGAAUUAUUAGAUUCAACAGAUUCAAAUACUAGAACAAACCCUCAAAUUGUUAACCCCCAGGAUUCCCACAUAUGUCAUGAAGAUUCAUCAUCAGUUUCAGAAAGCAGAAUGGGAGUAAAUGAAAGCAAAUGUUCAAUUUCAAAUGCUAAGUCAAAUGCUGUGGCUGAUAGCUGUCAGAAAACUGUUUCUCAAGCCGAUGAAUACCUGAGUCUAUUACUGGGUGAGUUGAGUGUAGUGGAUUCGGACCAGGAGUUUGCAGAGGCCGGCCUACAAAAGCUGAUGACAAGGGUCAGUCCGGCGAUGCUGGUGAGAGACUUGAUGCUGCUGCAGGGGGCAGCCAAACCCAGGGCAGGUGCAAAGUCAAAAGGUCAAGGCAAGCCUCUGCCUGUGUCUCCCCCAUGGCUGAGACAAGUGUGUGGGCGCCUGAUGACAGACAUCUUGAUGCGGCCCAAGGGCCUCCUGCAUGUACUGCAGGGUAUGCUACCCCCUGGCCCAGCCCCAUCUGGAGAUUCUGUUGACUGGCAGAGAAGCCAGGCCAUUGCCAUGGUGAUAGCACACUGUCCCAUGCACACAACAUCAGUGGAAGAAUACUACUCACAUAUCUCUCCCCAGUUAUUAGGUUUGCUUCAUCACAAUGAUCCUAAAGUAACCCAGAGGUUUCUGAGGGUGAUUGUGACCCUCAUGAAGGAGAUGACCAGUCAGCAUCCAUCACUCGGACAGAAGCAUCUGCUUGACCCACUGUUGACCGCACUACAGCAGUGUGUGGACAGUCAAGGUACAUCAGUGACUCCCUGGAAACAGGUGGUAGUGUGUGACAAGUCAAUGACCCGAUGUAUAGGAGGUAUUCACAAGCUGUAUGUGAUCAGCACUGAAGCCAGGGGCUGUUUGUGGCCAGCCCUCCGUCGUUAUGUUGCGGUUCUCUUCCAGCUGUACUGCAGCAGCAAGGAGGGCGUGUCACACGUCAGGUCAUCGUGUGAAGACAUUCUCAUCACCUUCCUCAAGCAGGCUGAACCAGAUGUUUCCCUGGACUUUCUUUGGUUGCUGGCCACUGGUGUCCAUGGUAACAGUGUGAAGGAUGUAUCCCAGUGUCCCGCUCAGUUGGUGUUUCGGCCCGGAGACAGUGGUGGGCUAUGUGCUGUUAUAGCCUCUUCCGACAGUUGUGAGGAAGACAGUAUCUGUGUGGAGACUCGGGUGCGCUGUCUAGUGGAGCUGGUGAAGCACCUACAAGACAACAGUGUCACAGGGGACUUCUUCAUCAAGUUGCUCCAGGAGCUAACCAUGAUGGUGUCAUCUCAAACUGAUGAUGAAGACACAAUUUCUGUCUUCUCCCCUGAGCCAGGGAAAGAGUUGUUAAUGCUGGAGCUUCAAGAUACACAGGAAGUGGAACUCUUCAAUAGAAGGCUGAUUGUGCUGAACCUUCUUGCCUCCAUGUGUGAAGAGCUGGGACCGUCCUGUCUGAGAAAAACACAACACAUUCUAGCAUUUGUCAGAGCUACACUGGAGCGAGGUGUGGAGGUGUGUCGGGCCACCACGGAGGAGCUGACCGGGCUGUUUGAGUCGGAGACACUGAGUAUGGCUAUGGGGCUGCUGACGGCUGUCAUGGGAGGAGCUGUGCAGGUUGAUGAGGCUGACAGACAGACGAUGCAGGAGUUGUUGCCCCUACUUGAUGGGAUCAGACAGGAACAUGCAUCAGACGAAGUGAGAGAAAUGGCAGAUGAUAUUCGUAUUGCCAUAGCAACAAGAGGAGCAGUAUGGUCAGAGCUGAUGAAGAGCAAGGGAGAUUUGAAGAAGCCAACAUCACAGGCAAAAGACACAGAUGCCGCCAAGAAGAAGGUCACUGUCAGUAAACCUAAGAAACCAUUGAUAGAAGUCCUUUCAGAGACAUCAAACGAAACUUUGCAUGAGGUCAACAACUGUCAAGAAAGAAAUAUAAGUCCUCAAAUGACCAGACACAAUGAUGAGGUCGAUCACAAGCCAAGCCUUGAAACGCAGACAGGGCACAUGAGUUCAGGAGUUCCACAAGAAGGACCAGCUCCACCUUACUCUGCAUCAUCUGAGCAUCAACCCAUGUCCUCUCCCCCGGAGGAAGACUCCCCUCAUGUAUGUGGGAGAGGAGGCUCUCCUGAAGCAGGUGCAGAAGGAGGCUCUCCUCACCCGAGUGGAGAACUAGAACAAGCCUUCAAGGAGCUAUGUGACCCCGAGAUCCCUGUCCGAGGUCAUGGUUUGCUGCGUCUGACUCACCUCAUACAGAAUAAGGAUUCCUCAGCUUUGUCUCGUCUGGAGACCUUGGUCAAGAUAUUUGAAGAGAAUUUACAACAUCAAGAUUCCUAUCUUUAUUUAGCAUCGGUUAACGGACUGGCUGCCCUCACUGACCGAUACCCAGAUGUGGUGGUGCCAAGACUUGCCAAGGAGUUUGCAGAGACAGGCCCUCAGAAGUCGGCAGAGCUAAGGAUGAAACUUGGAGAAAGUUUAGUUAAGGCAGCAAGAAAUUUAGGUGACAUGAUCCCCAAAUAUCGAGAGCUUCUACUUGCUGCUGUUUUGUCCGGAGCUAGGAGUGAUGACGCCAUGGUCCGUGCCAGCAGUUUGUCCAAUCUGGCCGAGAUGUGCAAGCUGCUGAGGUUCUCCCUCGGAAAUGUGCUUCACGAGGUGUUUGAGUGCUGCUCCAGCAUCGUGAAGACUGACCUGGACCCUGAGGUCAGGAAGGCAUCCAUCUUGACAAUAACCCAGCUGCUGCAGGGGUUGGGAGCUGAUGCACCCAAGUUUCUGGGGAGUGUGCUGCGAGACCUGUAUCGGCUGCUGAAGCUGGUCCAGGCCUCUGAUGGGGAUGCCAUGGUGCGCACUCACACCCUGCUGGCUCUCAAUGAGCUGGACGUGAUCAUGAGGGCAGCACUCUUUCCUCAACAGAAACUGGAGAAGAAGAUCACAAUCCUGCAUCCAGAGUGAUGACACAUGUGGAGCCAGGACAGACUGAUGACACAUGUGGAGCCAGGACAGACUGGUGACACAUGUGGAGCCAGGACAGACUGGUGACACAUGUGGAAACCAGGACAGACUGAUGACACAUGUGGAGCUAGGACAGACUGAUGACACAUGUGGAGCCAGAACAGACUGGUGACACAUGUGGAGCCAGGACAGACUGAUGACACAUGUGGAGCCGGGACAGACUGGUGACACAUGUGGAGCCAGGACAGACUGGUGACACAUGUGGAAACCAGGACAGACUGAUGACACAUGUGGAGCUAGGACAGACUGAUGACACAUGUGGAGCCAGAACAGACUGGUGACACAUGUGGAGCCAGGACAGACUGGUGACACAUGUGGAGCCAGGACAGACUGGUGACACAUAUGGAGCCAGGACAGACACAUGACACAUGGAGCCAGGACAGACUGGUGACACAUGUGGAGCCAGGACAGACUGGUGACACAUAUGGAGCCAGGACAGACUGGUGACACAUGUGGAGCCAGGACAGACUGGUGACACAUAUGGAGCCAGGACAGACACAUGACACAUGGAGCCAGGACAGACUGGUGACACAUGUGGAGCCAGGACAGACUGGUGACACAUGUGGAGCCAGGACAGACUGGUGACACAUAUGGAGCCAGGACAGACUGGUGACACAUAUGGAGCCAGGACAGACACAUGACACAUGGAGCCAGGACAGACUGGUGACACAUGUGGAGCCAGGACAGACUGGUGACACAUGUGGAGCCAGGACAGACUGGUGACACAUAUGGAGCCAGGACAGACACAUGACACAUGGAGCCAGGACAGACUGGUGACACAUGUGGAGCCAGGACAGACUGGUGACACAUGUGGAGCCAGGACAGACUGAUGACACAUGUGGAGCCAGGACAGACUGAUGACACAUAUGGAGCCAGGACAGACACAUGACAUAUGUGGAGCCAUAUUUGCUGUAAGAGGCGAAUAAUGGGAUCGGGUGGUCAGACUCGCUGACUUGGUUGAUGCAUGUCAUUUUAUCCAAAUUGCAUAUA
This is a messenger RNA of Haliotis rufescens (red abalone), 4938 nucleotides long. Its product is annotated as transport and Golgi organization protein 6 homolog. Gene Ontology annotation, biological process: protein secretion. Lineage: Eukaryota; Metazoa; Mollusca; Gastropoda; Lepetellida; Haliotidae. The transcript has 16 exons. The record is from RefSeq and is a predicted model, not a curated record. Bases 124 to 3888 code for a protein of 1254 amino acids.